CUAUAUAUAUAUAUAUAUAUAUACAUAUAUACCUAUACACACUGGGAUAAGCUGUCAGCAUGAAGCCCCAAACGAAGUAUGGCGUUGCGGCCACAGCCGCGUCCACGCUGCUAGUGGAGGAUGUGCGAAAUUUUACCACUCGUCGACGCAAUCUGCUGUAUCUGAUGCAUCGCUAUUUGCUGGAGAAUGGCUAUUAUAAUAGCGCCGAGACACUGAAGGGCGAGGGUCGACUGACCGAGGAGUACGAGGUGUGCGACAACGUGGACCUAGAUGCCAUCUAUCUGGACUAUGCAAGCUAUUUCAAUAUGAAGUUCGGCAAGUAUCCGCGCGUGCUCAAAAAGAUGGGACCUAAGCUCAAAGUGGAGCUCAGCUCGACCAAGGGCGCCAGACCAGCAGAGCAAUCAGGGUCACAGUCGCACUCCCAGACCCAGUCACAGUCACAGUCGCAGUCAGUGCAGCGACCUGGCGAUUCACAGGCUUUUUGGCAUGCGGGCGUUGGUGCAGCAACUGCUGCGGCUGCCGCCAGCUUGGCCGCAGAUUCUCAGCAGCAGGGACCUGGCCAGCUGCAGGCCAAUCGACUGUCGCUGCACAUCAAAAAGAUGGAUACGGCCGAAACGAUGGCAGAGCCACGGAUCGCUGCAUUCAACGAAAUCGAGCAUGGACAUGCGGGCGACGAUGCGCUGUUCGCCUCGCUCGAAUGGCAGUCGCUGGCUGAGCUGGUCAAGACGAGCAUUCUGUGCGAAGACAUCAAGCUGCGCUGGACGGACAUCUGCGGCAAUCACAGCGCCAUUGAGCUGGUCAAGGAGGCGGUCCUGACGCCCAUCGAGUAUCCGCAGUUAUUUGCGCAUGGCCUGAAGCCUUGGCGUUCGUUGCUGCUGCACGGCCCGCCCGGCAGUGGUAAGACCUAUUUGGCCAAGGCUCUGUACGCCGAGACGCGCGGCAAGGUGACAUUCUUUAAUAUCACGGCCAGCAUAAUGGUGUCCAAGUGGCGCGGCGAAUCGGAAAAAAUACUGCGCGUUCUGUUUCAUAUGGCCGCGCGUCGUUCGCCCUCCGUCAUCUUCUUCGAUGAGAUUGAGAGUCUGACCUCGAAACGUGAUCGCGCCACCGAUCACGAGUCAUCGAAACGCUUCAAGAACGAGCUGCUUCAGCUGCUGGACGGCAUGGAGCAUACGCUCAGCGGCGUCUUUGUGCUGGCCAGCACCAAUCUGCCCUGGGACAUCGAUGAGGCCUUUCUGCGACGGUUCGAGAAGAAGCUGCUCGUACAGCUGCCCACUGCCGCCGAACGCUCCAAUCUAAUCAGUCGCCUGCUAGGCACCACGCUCAGUCUAACGCCCAAGCUGUUGGAGCAGCUGACAACCCUCUCCGAACACUUCACUGGCGACGAGAUACGUUUGGCCUGCAAGGAGGUCAGCAUGCAGCGUAUGCGCCAUGCCACACGUGCCUGCCGUGAAUCGAAUCCGCCGAAGGAGUCGCAGGCCGCACAGGAAAGCAGCGUAGAGCGUGCCUUCCAGCAGAUACGACCACUGGGCAUGAAGCUGCUGGCCAAGCACGAGCAGUGGCAACAAGAAAAUGGCUCAUGAUUUUCCAACAAUUCAAAUUAACUCAAGUCUAACUACCUAUAGAAUUCAUCGCAUAACACUAAACACGGGGAUUUUCAUGUUCUGGGAGGUGGCGCCCGCACAAACUACGCACAAAACAAUCUAUUUUAGGGCUCUAACUGAGGUUUACUGAUUGCAAAUAAAGAAAAAACUUAAGUUA
This is a messenger RNA of Drosophila hydei, 1758 nucleotides long. RefSeq names its product katanin p60 ATPase-containing subunit A-like 2. Gene Ontology annotation, molecular function: ATP hydrolysis activity; protein binding; ATP binding. Bases 60 to 1580 code for a protein of 506 amino acids. The record is from RefSeq and is a predicted model, not a curated record. The transcript has a single exon. NCBI's taxonomy places the organism in Eukaryota, Metazoa, Arthropoda, Insecta, Diptera, Drosophilidae.